UUGAAGCCGGGUCACCUUUAAGGAGCUUGGAAGGAAGUGUUUGGCCUUGGUAACGGUGUCGCGAUGUGGUUCGAGAUUCUCCCCAGGAUCGCCAUCAUGGCCGCGUGCUUAUUCAUUCCGGGAAUGGCCACUGCACGCAUCCACAGGUUCACUCACGGGGGCAAGGAAAAAAGGGUUGCCCAUUAUUCAUAUCAGUGGAAUUUGAUGGAAAGAGAUAGGCGCCUCUCUGGAGUUAAUCGUUACUAUGUGUCAAAGGGUUUGGAGAACAUUGAUUAA
Globicephala melas (long-finned pilot whale) is the source of this 276-nucleotide messenger RNA. NCBI's taxonomy places the organism in Eukaryota, Metazoa, Chordata, Mammalia, Artiodactyla, Delphinidae. The record is from RefSeq and is a predicted model, not a curated record.